This is a messenger RNA of Diabrotica balteata, 994 nucleotides long. NCBI's taxonomy places the organism in Eukaryota, Metazoa, Arthropoda, Insecta, Coleoptera, Chrysomelidae. The record is from the annotation of a GenBank genome assembly.
UUUUCAUUCACAUUCAGUUCAGUUAACUUCGAAACUUUGUCGUGGAAGUACAAAAUCAUGUUUGGAAACACGCUUUUCACCGGCUUCUUUUUCGUCGCACUUUUCUCCAUCGCAUCUUGCACCGAUGACCUAAAAGUUGAUGUGUUAUUCAAACCCGAAAUGUGUGAUGUUAAGUCAAAGCAAGGAGAUACGUUGACUAUGCACUACACUGGUACUUUGACCGAUGGUAGUAAAUUCGAUUCAAGUUUGGACAGAGACCAGGCUUUCACCUUCCAACUCGGCGUCGGCCAGGUCAUCAAAGGAUGGGACCAAGGUCUAGUAGAUAUGUGCGUAGGAGAGAAACGUAAACUUACCAUUCCACCACACCUCGGUUAUGGCGACAAAGGAGCUGGCAAUGUGAUUCCUGGAAAAGCCACACUCAUUUUCGAAGUAGAAUUAAUCAACAUCAGUGAUGCCAAACCUGCAACUGCUAAUGUCUUCAAAGAAAUCGACAGCAACAAAGACAAUCAGCUUAGUCGUGAGGAAGUAAGAGAGUUUUUGAGCGACUACCUCAGAAAACAAAUGGUAGCAGCAGAAGACCAAGUUCCAAGUGACGAAAUGAAGAACAUGUUAGCAGAUCACGACAAAUUAGUAGAAGAAAUCUUCCAACACGAAGAUCAAGACAAAAACGGAUUCAUCUCUCAUGCAGAAUUCUCCGGUCCUAAACACGACGAAUUAUAAAACAAGAUAUACAGAUUUAACAACUAGUAAAUUGUCAUUCCAUAACAAUGCAUUUUUUACCAUGCUCCAUAUUUUUAUACAUCGAGUCAACAAAUUUAACUGUGUAUUUAAGUAGUAGUUACAGUUAUUAGUGCGUUAAUUGUUGGAAAAGAUUAAGUGUCCUACGUACAGUAAGUGCCAUUGUGUCUGGCAUUCUAUACAUACAAUAAUCCAGUCCAGAUAUGUGUUUUAACCUCGAGAUUAAGUACCAAAUUUGUACAACUUUGUCGUGCAU